Boeremia exigua is the source of this 1352-nucleotide messenger RNA. Its product is annotated as alcohol dehydrogenase-like protein. Bases 201 to 1286 code for a protein of 361 amino acids. Gene Ontology annotation, molecular function: oxidoreductase activity. Lineage: Eukaryota; Fungi; Ascomycota; Dothideomycetes; Pleosporales; Didymellaceae. The record is from RefSeq and is a predicted model, not a curated record. The transcript has 4 exons.
GGGCGGGCGUGGAUGUUGGUUAUCGGUUUCUGAUUCUGCUUUGUACCUUUGCACACGCAAGAACACAGAGACUAAGACGGCUUUUUUGUGCAGUUCGAUCGCGAUUCGGAACUGAUUCGUGAAGAUCAUUGGACGAGUAAGGAAGGGACUGAUAAGAAAAAGAGAACGAUAUUGUCGGAUAAAGAGAGGAAAUCGCAGUCAUGAGUGACAUUCAGAUCCCGAAGAAGCACAAGGCGGCUGUGUAUGAUAAGCCGGGCACGCUGUCGACAAAGAUUGAGGAGUUGGAUGUACCUGAGCCUGGGGCCGGUGAGGUGUUGAUCAAUCUAACACACUCGGGAGUCUGCCACUCAGACAUGGGCGUCAUGCUCAACGCAUGGAGCAUCCUGCCCUUCCCCACCCAAGCCGGACAGGUCGGCGGCCACGAGGGCGUCGGCAAGAUCGUCAAGAUGGGGCCCGGCACCGACAACUCGGCCGUCAAGCUCGGCGACCGCGUCGGCAUCAAGUGGAUGGCCGGUAUCUGCGAGGCAUGCGAGGCCUGCCGCGCCGGCAUGGACGCAUCCUGCUUCAACGGCAAAAUCUCCGGAUACUACACCCCCGGCACCUUCCAGCAGUACGUCCUCAGCCCCGCGAACUACGUCACGCCCAUCCCCGACGGUCUCGACUCGGCCGCCGCCGCGCCGCUGCUCUGCGCAGGCGUGACCGUGUACGCAGCGCUGCGCAAGACGAACGCGGACUCCGGCAACUUCGUCGUCAUCAUGGGCGCCGGCGGCGGCCUGGGCCAUCUCGCUGUGCAGUACAGCGCGCGCGGCAUCGGCCACCGCGUCAUCGGCAUCGACCACUCGUCGAAGAAAGACCUCGUCCUCGAGAGCGGCGCAGAGCACUUCAUCCCCGUCGACGGCACCGCCUCGCUCGCCGACGCCGUAAAAGAACUCACAGGCGGCCACGGCGCGCAUGCCGUCGUCGUCUGCACCGCGCACCAGGGCGCCUACGACGAGUCGGCCAACCUGCUGCGCUUCGGCGGGCGCGUGGUGUGCGUCGGCAUUCCCGAGGGCGACCAGAAGCCGAUUGCGAGCGCGACCGCGUCGUUGAUGGUGGGCAAGGCGUUGCAGAUUGUGGGGUCGGCGGUGGGGACGCGGAAGGAGGCGAUUGAGGCGAUUGAGUUUGCGGCCAGGGGCGUUGUGAAGACGCAUUUCCGCGUCGAGAAGCUGGACAAGCUGACGGAUGUGUUUAAGGAGAUGGAGGCGCAGAAGUUGAAGGGGAGGGUGGUUAUUGAUCUUUCUGAUUGAGCGUGUUGUGUGUUUAAUGAAAUGCAAAUGAUGGAUUUAAAUUGUGCUCUUCAACGCAGACCAGGG